Rosa rugosa (rugosa rose) is the source of this 2274-nucleotide messenger RNA. RefSeq lists its product as uncharacterized. Bases 475 to 1914 code for a protein of 479 amino acids. NCBI's taxonomy places the organism in Eukaryota, Viridiplantae, Streptophyta, Magnoliopsida, Rosales, Rosaceae. The transcript is spliced from 5 exons. The record is from RefSeq and is a predicted model, not a curated record.
CUCCAGUUUGGUGGUUUUUGCCGGAUGAGACAACCUACCAGUUGUUGCGGCUGUUUGAAGAGUGAGAAAGAGAGAGACUUUCUUUUGUUUUAGAGAGAGAGAGAGAGAGAGAGAGAGAUUGUGACUGCUGCUAUGGAGAUGGGAUCUCACUCUCACCAGCAGAAUCAUUACUGUUAUUAUUACCACUUCAACCACUGUCUUUGAUCCAUUUUCAUCAACUAAAGCCCUUCUUCUUCUUCUUCUUCUUCCUCUUCAGGUAUUACUCUCACUCUUUUUUAUUCCCCAUUUUGCCCCUCCCUGCAUUGCCCACCAAUCUGCCACUGAACCCACAUCAAAGUUUUGCUCUUUUCUGUAGAUCCUCCACAUUGCCUUGGUUCUGGUUCAAAAUGGUGAUCUGGUAGGACUUUGAAUAUCUCAUCUCUUAGAUAUCCAUCAUCUCGUACAUAUAUAUUCUACUGCCGCGAAAGAAGCUUGAUGGGUUCCAGAUUCCCAUCUCAUCAGCUCAGCAAUGGUCUCUACGUGUCAGGCAGGCCUGAGCAGCCAAAAGAAAGAGCACCUACAAUGGGCUCAACUGCCAUGCCCUAUACUGGUGGUGAUAUCAAGAAGUCGGGAGAGCUGGGUAAAAUGUUUGAUAUCCCGUCAAUGGAUGGCUCCAAAUCUAGGAAAUCUGGACAAUUGACUGGUGCUCCUUCAAGGACCGGAUCAUUUGGAGGUGCUGCUUCACAUUCAGGUCCUAUUCCUAAUGCUGCUGCUCGUUCUAUCUAUACCACAUCAGGUCCUGUAACUUCUGGAACUGGUUCGGCUUCAAUGAAGAAGACUAAUUCUGGACCACUCAAUAAGCAUGGAGAACCUAUGAAGAAGUCGUCUGGGCCUCAAUCUGGUGGAGUGACACGCCAAAAUUCUGGCCAAAUACCAGUACUUCCUACAACAGGCCUCAUCACAUCUGGUCCGAUUUCUUCAGGCCCACUAAAUUCCUCUGGGGCACCUAGAAAGGUAUCUGGACCUUUAGACUCUAUGGGAUCAAUGAAAUUACAAGGUUCUGCUAUUGUUCACAAUCAAGCUGUGACUACUCUCGGCCAAGAUGAUUAUUCUUUCAGAAAGAACUUUCCAAAGACAAUAUUAUGGUCUGUGAUACUGAUAUUUGUGAUGGGGUUCAUCGCUGGUGGUUUUAUUCUUGGAGCAGUCCACAAUCCCAUACUCCUAGCUGUUGUGGCAAUUCUUUUCGCUGGUGUUGCUGCUUUAUUCACUUGGAAUACUUGUUGGGGAAGAAAAGCUACCACAAAUUUCAUUGCUCGCUAUCCUGAUGCUGAGCUUAGAACUGCUAAAAAUGGGCAAUAUGUGAAGGUCUCGGGGGUGGUUACCUGUGGUAAUGUGCCCCUCGAAUCAUCCUUUCGUAGAGUUCCUAGAUGCGUUUAUACGUCUACAAGUUUGUAUGAGUACCGAGGAUGGGAUUCAAAACCAGCAAAUCCUACGCAUCGGCGAUUUACAUGGGGACUUAGAUCAUCAGAGAGGCAUGUAGUGGAUUUCUACAUCUCUGAUUUCCAGUCUGGGUUGAGAGCAUUGGUUAAGACUGGCUAUGGAACCAAAGUUACUCCUUAUGUUGAUGAAUCCGUCAUUAUUGAUGUGAACCCAGCAAACAAAGACAUGUCCCCAGAGUUUGUGAGGUGGUUGGCAGAUAGGAAUCUUUCAAGUGACGACCGAACAAUGCGAUUGAAAGAAGGGUACAUCAAGGAAGGUAGCACAGUUAGUGUGAUGGGAGUUGUCCAGAGAAAUGACAACGUGCUUAUGAUCGUUCCUCCACCUGAGCCAUUGACAACUGGAUGCCAAUGGAGCAGUUGUAUCUUUCCAGCUAGCCUUGAGGGUGUUGUUUUGAGAUGCGAAGACUCAUCAAAAAAUGAUGCCAUACCUGUUUAAUUGCUUGUGCUUAAGAAGCAUUUGCAGGUUUUGGUCUUUUGAGAAUAUUUUGUUCCCAAUCUCAAAAUUGGUUGGUGGUGGGUGGUGGGUGGUGGUAGUGGUGGUGUUGUAGUGAGAUACAGUGAUGAGCUUGAUGGUUUAAGAUGAUGUGAUUUUUUCAUCCUUGUGUAUAGCUUUUAGAAAUUUUCUUUCCAUCGUUUUUCCUAGGGUUUGAAAGUUUCUGUAAUGGUGUGGUUUGUUCAUGUAGUGGGGAGUUUUACAAGUUUGAGAAGACUGCAUGUUAUAAAGUAAAGUGUUACAUAAUUCAUCAGUUAAUUUCUGGUCUUGGGAACUUUAUAGUUUCCCUUGCCUGUCUCUAAA